CAGGACGAGAUGAUCACUAAGGAUACACGAAUUGGUGACGACUUUGUGGGCUACGUAGCCGUGAUGGAGAGGGACCUUCCAGACCGAGUACUCUGGGGAUCAAAGAACCGAAGACGAGACGAGAUAUGCAACACAAAGUGUAUCCAGGCUCUCCGCCUUCCACAAAUCCCAGGAGAUUGGGAUGCUACUGGAACACCUCCGUCGCCGGGAGGGGGAUUUAAUGAUCUGAGAGGCAGAUGGGUGCCAGACUGGGAGGAGAGUUGA
Messenger RNA from Neurospora tetrasperma FGSC 2508, 264 nucleotides. RefSeq lists its product as uncharacterized. Lineage: Eukaryota; Fungi; Ascomycota; Sordariomycetes; Sordariales; Sordariaceae. The annotation marks the transcript as partial. The transcript has 3 exons. The record is from RefSeq and is a predicted model, not a curated record.